Messenger RNA from Tinamus guttatus (white-throated tinamou), 1384 nucleotides. NCBI's taxonomy places the organism in Eukaryota, Metazoa, Chordata, Aves, Tinamiformes, Tinamidae. The record is from RefSeq and is a predicted model, not a curated record.
CAGUGCCGUUAUUGAUUCUGAUGAUACAGAUUUUCUGGUCUGAUUCGGGGGAGCUUGUCUGCAUUGCUACAGAAGAAUCAUUCUUCAUUCUGAAAUAUCUAUCAGAAAAAGUUGCAGCAGCCCAAGAAACACAUGAAGGGGUCACUGAGGAUGGAAUUGAAGAUGCUUUUGAGGUUCUUGGUGAAAUUCAAGAGAUCGUGAAAACGGGUUUGUGGGUAGGCGACUGCUUCAUUUACACCAGUUCUGUGAACAGACUCAAUUACUAUGUUGGAGGAGAAAUUGUCACUAUUGCUCAUUUAGACAGGACAAUGUAUCUCUUGGGUUAUAUCCCUAAGGACAACAGACUGUAUUUGGGUGAUAAAGAGCUAAACAUCGUUAGCUACUCCUUGCUGGUCUCGGUGCUUGAAUAUCAAACCGCCGUGAUGAGAAGAGACUUCGGUAUGGCCGACAAAGUUCUGCCGACUAUUCCAAAAGAACAGAGAACCAGAGUUGCACAUUUUCUUGAAAAACAGGGCUUCAAACAACAAGCCCUUGCAGUAUCCACGGAUCCCGAGCAUCGUUUUGAACUUGCUCUUCAACUUGGAGAAUUAAAAAUUGCCUAUCAGCUUGCAGUGGAAGCAGAGUCAGAACAGAAAUGGAAGCAGCUUGCUGAGCUUGCCAUUAGUAAAUGCCAGUUUGGCCUAGCCCAGGAAUGUCUUCACCAUGCCCAAGACUAUGGAGGUCUAUUGCUCUUGGCUACAGCGUCAGGAAAUGCUAACAUGGUGAACAAGUUAGCUGAAGGAGCAGAGAAAGAUGGCAAGAACAAUGUAGCUUUUAUGAGCUACUUCCUGCAGGGGAAGCUUGAUUCAUGUUUGGAACUGCUCAUUAAAACUGGGCGUCUGCCAGAAGCUGCUUUUCUUGCACGGACAUAUUUGCCAAGCCAGGUUUCAAGGGUUGUUAAACUGUGGCGGGAGAAUCUUUCUAAAGUCAAUCAAAAAGCUGCCGAAUCCCUUGCUGAUCCUACAGAGUAUGAGAAUCUCUUCCCUGGGUUGAAGGAAGCAUUUGUUGUUGAAGACUAUGUCAAACAAAGCCUUGCUGACUUGCGGCCAGCUAGGGAAUAUCCCCUUGUCACUCCAAAUGAAGAAAGAAAUUUACUUGAAGAAGCAAAAGGUUUUGAGCCUCCUAAAGUUAUGGCAUCUCAGCACCCUGAAGAAUCAGUUCUCUCUCCUAAACCAGACGUGACCAAGUCGAUUUCACAGAAUUCUGAUCUACUUUCAACCCGAGAACAGAAGACCCUGCUGGACCUGGAAGAUGAUUUAGAUAAUCUGGAUCUUGAGGAUAUUGAUACAACAGAUAUCAAUCUGGAUGAAGAGAUCUUAGAUGAGUGAACUCGACUUCUUAAAUG